AUGGCGUCGUCCAACCUCCCCGACCCGGACCUCUCGGCCCUGACGUCCUCGUCGCAGAUCUUCUCCGCCGCCGGCGGCAGCCCCUCCUACACGCUGCCGCAGAUCCGCAGCCUGCACAAGCACAUCCACGUCGCCAUCGACGACAAGCAGGCGCGCCUGCGCACCCAGGUCGGCGGCAGCUACCGCGAGCUCCUGGGCACCGCCGACGCCAUCGUGCGCAUGCGCGCCGACGUCGACGAGGCGCAGGGCGUGCUGGGCCGCAUGGGCGCGCGCUGCGGGCGGGCCGUCGUCGGCGGAAAGGUCGCCGGCCUGGGGCGCUUUGCCGCCGAGCGGGACGGGGUCUGCGAGGAUAGGUUUGGCAGGCGGAGCUCUGGCGAUGCUGCGAGGGUUAAGAUACUCGCUGAGUGCGUCUUGGUUCUUGGGGGCUUGCUGCAGGGGCGGGCUGGGCAGCAGGAUGGGGAUAGGCUUGUCACUGCGACGAAGGUCCUUGUUCUGGGGGGCUUACUGGUGAAGAGCUUUGAGGAAAAUAAGCCUUGUGUUGAGAUCAAGGCUGCGCUGGGGGCGUCUACAAAGAGCCUGGACAAGUUGAGGAAGCGGCUUUUGCGGAGCAUUGAUAGAGUCCUGGAGACGGUCGGUGAGAAUACCAGCAGGGACCUUCUGCUCAAGGCCCUCUGCGCACACAGCCUGGCAACUGGAACCGGUACUCGGGAUGUCAUCCGUCACUUCUUGGAUGUCCGUGGCAGUGCGAUGGCGUCGGUCUUCGACGUCGAAGAGCACCGGAGUUCCAUGGAUGUUGUGAAGGGACUCGAGCUCUACACCAAGACAAUUCUCGACGUGCAGUACCUUGUUCCCAACAAGCUCACCGAGGCCCUGUCAUCCCUGAAGAAGGAGCCCCUCCUGUCCGACGCCUCUCUGCGCGGGCUCGAAAGCCUGAGGCUAGAUAUCUACGAACGGUGGUGCGGCGACGAGAUCUCCGACUACAAGCCAUCGAUCCGGCACGACGACCUCGACGGCAAGCAAGCCGUAGACAUGCUGACCAAGUGGACCGCCAAGGGCAGCGAAGUGCUACUCCAAGGCCUGGAGAAGACGCUGGAGCGCACGACCGAGUUCAAGGCCAUCACGGAGCUGCGGACCGAGGUGCUGCAGCUGUGGAUCCGCGACGGCGGCAAGGCGCGGGGGUCGGACCCGUCCGUGAUGCUCGGCCGGCUGCGGCAUACCAUCAACGCGCACGUGGCCGGCGUGCUGGACGGCAAGGUGCACAAGCUGCGCCUCGUCGGGUCCGAGGUCGCGGCGACGCUGGACGUCUGGCGCGCGGGCGUCACGGACGCGCAGCCCAGCCUGUGGGACACGGGCUCGCUCGACAUGGACCUGCACCACGGCGCGGGCCCCUUUGCCCUCGACGUCGUCAACCGGCUGUACGGGCGCAACGACGCCGUCGCCAGGGCCGUCACGGGGUACAAGUCGUGGGCGCAGGUCAUCGACGACGUCGAGGGGGUGGUCGAGCAGCUCAAGAGGCAGAGGUGGGACAACGAUGUUGACGAGGUCGAGGAUGAGGAGACCAUCGACGAGAGACAGCAGGCCCUCAGCAGGGACGACCCGGCUAAGUUGCAGGAGAGGCUGCACAGCGCGCUGGAGAAGUCAUUCCAGGAGCUGGACGAGCACUUAUCUAAGCUGUGGGACGCGAACAAGGAGGGCGAGAACAGUGGCAAGAUCGCCAUGUACCUCCUCCGGAUACUCAGGGACAUACGAGCGAGGCUGCCAAAGCUCGAGUCCGUCAAGGGCUUCGGCUUGGGCAUGGUCCCGUCUCUCCAGGAGGUCACGGCUGCCACCGUCGCGGCGGCGCCGGUGGAGAGCUUCGCGAGCGGCGCCCUGACGAGGAGGAAAGUCGUUGGGCGGAGCUUGUGGGAGGGCGAACCGGAGCUGCCGACCUCGCCGUCGCCCGGCGUCUUCAGGUUGUUGCGCGAUCUGACCGUGGCGAUGGGCGAUGCUGGCACAGACCUGUGGAGCCCUAGCGCUGUCGCGGUUCUGCGGAGGCAUGUGAGCAAGGAACUCUCUGGGCGGUGGGCGGCGACUUUGGAGGCGCACCUUGCGGAAGGCGAGGUUAAGCCUGAGGAUGAAAAGCCUGCGGUCGAGGCCGGUGGUGACAAGGCUGAGAAUGGGACCAAAGAGGACACGGCUGAGAACACGGAGGAUAAAUCUGGGGAUGGGACGCCUACGGAGUCUGCUGAGGGAAGCAGAGUUGACAAGCAAGGUGGCGAAGAGGCGGCUCAAGAGUCGGUGACGGAUGAGAAGCCAGAGGCAGUUGAGGACGCCGAAACGAGCAAGGCAGAGGCAGUGGAUGAGUCAAAUACAGACAAGGAGGCAGAGGCGACUGCAGAAGCAGCGGUUGCCGAGAAGCUACGGCGGGACUUGUUGGUGCAGUGGCUCUUUGAUGCCGCCGUAUUGAGGCUCUCCAUAAGCACGGCGCAGACCCCGGAUGGGCUCAAGGAGCUAGAGGAGUCCGUCUGGAAGAAGACGGACCUCGAGGGCACAUCUUCACAGCAGCGCCUGAACAAGUCAUCGCAGGAGUACUGGAAGAGGACCAGCUUGCUGUUUGGUCUGCUGAGCUGA
Molecule: messenger RNA, 2610 nt
Organism: Diaporthe citri
Lineage: Eukaryota; Fungi; Ascomycota; Sordariomycetes; Diaporthales; Diaporthaceae
Exons: 1
Coding region: 1-2610 (869 amino acids)
Biological process (GO): intra-Golgi vesicle-mediated transport
Cellular component (GO): Golgi apparatus; COG complex
Source: RefSeq, a predicted model, not a curated record